This is a messenger RNA of Cuscuta europaea, 927 nucleotides long. NCBI's taxonomy places the organism in Eukaryota, Viridiplantae, Streptophyta, Magnoliopsida, Solanales, Convolvulaceae. The record is from the annotation of a GenBank genome assembly.
AGGAAAACCAAAAAUUUCAAACCCCUCCAAAAUUCCCACCCUUUCCCGCACUCGAAACCAUCCUUUAUAAAUUGUUGGAGCCAAACGUAUGAGAAACAGACCACAAUUUCAAAGCAAUUCCGCAAUCUACACAAGCACUUCAAAUCUUUAGGCGCUCAAAUGGCCCGUACCAAGCAGACUGCUCGUAAGUCCACCGGAGGAAAAGCUCCCCGGAAGCAGCUGGCAACGAAAGCAGCCAGGAAGUCAGCUCCGGCGACAGGAGGAGUGAAGAAGCCCCAUCGUUUUCGCCCAGGAACGGUCGCCCUGAGGGAGAUCCGGAAGUACCAGAAAUCCACAGAGCUUUUGAUCCGAAAGCUUCCAUUCCAGAGACUUGUUCGGGAAAUCGCCCAGGAUUUCAAGACCGAUCUGAGGUUCCAGAGCAGCGCUGUGUCGGCUCUCCAGGAGGCGGCCGAGGCCUACCUAGUUGGACUCUUUGAGGACACAAACCUUUGCGCCAUUCAUGCCAAGAGGGUCACCAUUAUGCCUAAGGAUAUGCAGCUGGCUAGGAGGAUUCGCGGAGAGAGGGCUUAAUCUCGAGAUUUUAUGUCUUUUUUUAAUUUUCAUUUCCGAUUUCUCCUAGUAUUAAUAUCUUCUUGGUUCGCAAGGCCGUGUUAUAGUGUUCAUGUAAAUCUGUGUGGACUUGUCGUUCUGGUUGGGUAAUCAGUCACCAAGUCCCUGUUUAGAAGAACUUCAGUUUAAGUAUGCCCAUGAAAUUUGCUAUUUUUCUAUAUAUGUUUCAACUCCUUAUGGUUCAAUGUGUUUGUUUAAGUAUUCUUGAUGAUGUGAAUUUCCAACUAAUGGUGUCGCAUAUAAAAGUACUGUAGAUCUGUAUUUCUAUAUGUGAUUUUUAAGCCAGCCAUGCCAUCCAGAUGGGCAAUCUGUAUUGUU